UUUAACAUUAAAUGCGCAUAAAUAUUAUAAUUUAAAGUAUUUGAUUUAGAAUAACUUUAAGUUUAAUUGAUAUUAGAAAUCAUAAUGAAUAAAAAUCUAAUAAGCGUCAAUUCUUAUUAAAAUGAAAAGACAUCCAAUAAUCCUUGCAGUAAUGUGGAGUCUUAGUUAGAUUUUGUUAAAAUUACAAGUAAAAACGGUGAUUAAUAUAAUAUAUAAUAAUAUAAUUAACAAAAAAAUGGAUUUGGCAUAUUUUAAAGUAAGAAUCCUCAAGAAAGCUAUGAAGGAUAGUGGCUUAAUAACAUGAAACAUGGUAAAGGCAAGUUUAUAAGUGAACAUGGAAUCAUUUAUGAAGGUAUAUGGAGUAAUAAUAAAUCUAAUGGGUACGGAACUCUAUAAAUUCCUGAUAAUUUCUAUGAAAGAAACGACUACUCCUAAAAAUAACUUUUAAUUGAGAGCUUUAAAAUAUUAACUAAAAGCUUGAAUAAUUAAUUCUAAAAAGAUGGAGAGCUUUUAAAUUAUCGUGGAGGCUGGAAGGAAGGUAAAAUGGAUUCAUUAGGGAUAGCAAUAUUCUGUAAUGGAGAUAGGUAUGAAGGUGAUUUUUAAGAAGGUUUGAGACAUGGAAAAGGAGAAUAUACAUUCAAGGAUGGCAAAAAAUAUAUAGGAAACUGGUAUAAUGACUUGUUUGAUGGACAGGGAGUUCUAUCAAAUUGCAAUAUAAUACUUUAUUAAGGAAUGUGGAAAUUCGGUUAAAUGAAUGGGAUUGGAAAAGAAUUUUAUUUGGAUGGAAGCUACUUUUUUGGUAAUUUCUUCUAAAAUUUAAAAGAAGGAGCUGGAAAGCUGUUUGGGAAGAAUAAAGAAGUGUUUGAAAGCGUUUGGAAAUAAGGAGUUCCUGAUAAGAUAUGCAAAAUUACAUAUGACGAUGGUUCAGUCUAUGAGGGUGAACAGAAAGAUUAUUUAAAACAUGGAAAUGGAAAAAUCCUUUAUUAAAAUAACGAACUUUAUCUUGGAGAAUUUUUCUAAGAUAAAAAACAUGGUAAAGGGAUAUAUAAAUAUUUUAAUGGGGCAACUUAUGAAGGAGAUUGGUAAAAUGAUAAGAUAGAAGGGAUAGGAUUUUAUAUUUUUGAAAAUAGAGAGAGAUAUGAAGGGAGGUGGUAAAGCAACAAACCAAAUGGUAGAGGAAAGUAUUAUUAUGAAAAUGGUGAUUUAUAUGAUGGAUUUUGGCAAAGAGGAAAAUAAAAUGGAAAAGGUAUCUACAAAUAUGCAAAUGGCUCGAUUUAUGAGGGAUUAUGGAAGGACGGAGAAAAGCAUGGUUAUGGAAUAUUAAUCAAUCAGUAAAAGGUUUACUAAGGAGAUUGGAUAAAAAAUGAAUUAGUCAAGGGUAUAUUAGUAGAUAAAAUCACAAAAGAAGUUUACAAUGGAUAAUUCAAAGAGAAUAGUAAAAGACAUGGCUAUGGUGAGUAAACAUAUAUAAAUGGUGAUAAAUAUCAUGGAAAUUGGGAGAAUGACAAAAAGAGAGGAAGGGGCACAUACAUCUUCUCAAAUGGAGAUUCAGUGGAAGGAGUAUGGGAAAAUGAUGAAAAAACAGGAAAAGAUACUUAUAAAUAUAAAUCAAACAGCACUUAUUCUACUAGUAUAUGUGAAGAAGAGAGAAAAAAAUCAAAGCUAUUUGAAAGUAAAUUGGGAUAGUCUAUAAAAAAUUAUGAAAGUUAAGGUGAGACUGAGUAUUAAACCAAGAGACUUUCAUAGUAGUCAAUAAUUAUUGAAGAUGAUUCAAAUGCAACAAAAAAAAGUAGGUUGCUCAAUUCUUGUGACUAAUACUAAUCAAGAUAUCUCUCUAACUCAGAAGUUAAGCAUUAGAAUACUGAUAAUACAACUAAGCAAGAAGAGAGUAAAGAAGAGUAUGAACCUUGUUAACAAUUUGAUGCAAAUGAGUUCAAUUUUGAUUUAUAAAAAAGUGAAAUUGGAAUUGAAGAUUUUCUAGAAUUAAAUAAAUACUUAGAUAAAAUGACUUUGGAUUUAAUGAGUUUGUAAGAAUACAAUUCAAUAAAUAAACAGGAAGUAUGA
Tetrahymena thermophila SB210 is the source of this 2064-nucleotide messenger RNA. Its product is annotated as MORN motif protein. The record is from RefSeq and is a predicted model, not a curated record. The transcript is spliced from 8 exons. Lineage: Eukaryota; Ciliophora; Oligohymenophorea; Hymenostomatida; Tetrahymenidae.